Theobroma cacao (cacao) is the source of this 1294-nucleotide messenger RNA. RefSeq lists its product as uncharacterized. The record is from RefSeq and is a predicted model, not a curated record. Lineage: Eukaryota; Viridiplantae; Streptophyta; Magnoliopsida; Malvales; Malvaceae.
UUGAACUAAGUUUCCUUUACGACUUGUUCUUCACCAAGAUGCCCAUACAUCACCAAGGCUUCAAAGUAAGUUUAUGUCUUCAUGGUUUCUGCUUUCUUUCCACAGUUUCUUCAUUGAUUGCUUUCUCAGCAUUUGUUGAUAAGAAAAAGUUUUGGAAAAUUGACGUUGCCAUAACCUACAUGUUGCUGGUGGGAGCUAUUUCUCUUGAUAUUUGUCUAUUUAUUUCGCAUGCUCUCUCUAAAUGGACGAUUGCACAGUUAGGCAGUGUUCCUCCAGAAAAUAAGUUGUACUCCAAGCUUGUUGCUCUUAGGCUGAGUUCAAUCAACUCGAGGAGUGCAAUAAGAAGAGUGGCACAACACGAUCUGAUAUCUUAUUAUGUUGAGGUCGCCGCUGAUAACAAGUUUAUUCGGUUUAUAAGGCUUAUUGACACCAGCAACCUUCUGCAAAAGCACAAGUACACUGUAUGGGAGUCGGUGGAUUCUAAUUUGAGGACUUUCAUUUAUGAACAACUACUAGAGAAACGCAACGAGUAUCAUGAUCAACUGCGGAACUGUACGGAAAACCGAGAUUCUCUUCUCUCCAGCGUGUUGGAUAAGGAUAUCGAUGAUGUAUUUAAAAAGUAUGCUGUUGAUGAUAAUGAUUGGGACGGCCAUCGAAAUGAUUUUGCCCGCUACAUCUUCCUUUGCCAUAUUGCUACUAGCCUUGUUUACUACGAUGAUCUUUACAAUCAUCGAAGAGGCAUGCUGGGUUCAUAUUGCAAAAUCAGCAAGACUUUAUCUGAUUACAUGGCCUACCUUGUACUCUUGCGUCCAACGAUGUUGCCUAAAGGGCUUGGGGAAAUAAUAAAUCUAGCAAACAACAAAUUUGUAGAGAAAAUUCACCCUCGUGUGGGUGAAAAUUCAAGUGAAUUGAAGAAGAAAAUCGUGGAAGCGUUGAUUCACUAUAGGCAUGAUUAUACAACGUCGACACUUUUUGAAUCAGAAGUUCAAAAGAACAGGGUACUACUGUUGAAAGGGUCUGAAAUUGCCCAGCGUCUGCAAAAUUUGGUAAGCGACGAACGCUGGGAUCAUGAAAAAAAAUGGGAGACGAUCGGUAAGUUAUGGAUGAGAAAUCUGACUUAUGCUGCCAGUCGUUGUUCAUGGAAGGAUCAUGCUCAACAAUUAAGGCACGGUGGAGAGUUGCUCACUCAUGUCGCCCUUCUCAUGGCACAUCUUGGCUUAAGUACAAAAAUUAUGAUUUAUGAGAGAGAAGACGAGUCUGGAUUGCCCAGUCUGUUCUAAACAAAAAAAUUUCA